This is a messenger RNA of Cloeon dipterum, 1457 nucleotides long. RefSeq names its product DDB1- and CUL4-associated factor 13-like. Gene Ontology annotation, molecular function: protein binding. Gene Ontology annotation, cellular component: nucleolus; small-subunit processome. Gene Ontology annotation, biological process: maturation of SSU-rRNA from tricistronic rRNA transcript (SSU-rRNA, 5.8S rRNA, LSU-rRNA). Bases 98 to 1432 code for a protein of 444 amino acids. Lineage: Eukaryota; Metazoa; Arthropoda; Insecta; Ephemeroptera; Baetidae. The record is from RefSeq and is a predicted model, not a curated record. The transcript has 9 exons.
AAAUCACACGUCGUGCGUCGAGAGUCGAAACCCGAAAGCAGCCUCGUUUUUUUAGUAUACCCUUACCGCAUUUUGAUUUCCCUAGCAAAUUUUCACAAUGAAGGUUAAAAUGCUUUCUCGUAACCCGGACCAGUACAUCCGAGAGACGAAAAACGAUCUGCAUAAAAUGCAAAGAAAUUAUGACCCUGAUUUGCAUCCGUUAGAAGCGCCUCGAGAAUACAAGCAGGCGUUAAAUGCCGUCAAAUUGGAGCGAGUUUUCGCUAAACCGUUCUUGUGCUGUCUGGAUGGCCAUCGAGACGGAGUCACUAGCGUGGCCAAACACCCUGAGCGCCUCUCCACCGUGGCCAGUGGCUCUUACAACGGCGAGGUCAUAAUUUGGAAUUUGGCUUCAAGGAAAGAACAGGCUCGUGUUAAAGCUCACGAGGGAUCUGUUAAAGGCAUGACUUUUGAUCCCACCGGCGAAAACCUGAUCACCUGUGGUGAUGAUAAGACAAUUAAAAUUUGGAAUACGGACAGUGAUGACUGUAAAGAACACAAGGCGAAAUCUAUAAUUGUCUGCACGAAUAGCAUAUUUUCCAUCUCGCACAGCCGGGACUCUAAAACCUUCGUGACUGGUGGAGAGGUUGUCCAGCUCUGGGACGGCGUAAAAGUUAUUCCAGACGUUACAACGCACUGGGGAGUCGACCCCAUUCACUGCGUUCAAUUUAACCCAGUAGAAACUAAUUUAAUUGGUGCUUGCAGUAGCGACCGGAGCAUCAUUAUUUAUGACAUUAGGCAGGCGACCGCAGUUCGGAAAUUGACCAUGAAGAUGAAGGUGAACAAACUUUGCUGGAAUCCGAUGGAAGCUUUCAACUUCACUGCAGCAUCGGAAGAUUACAAUUUGUACACAUUCGACUGCAGAAAUCUGUCUAAUCCACUUGUGAUGCACGUCGGCCACACAUCCGCGGUGAUCGACGUGGACUAUUGCCCGACGGGAAACGAGUUCGUCUCCGGCAGCUACGACAAAACAAUCAGGAUUUUCGAAUCUCACAAAACGACCUCUCGAGAGGUUUAUCACACAAAAAGGAUGCAGAGGCUGACGUGCGUCGCUUACACGCACGACAGCCGGUACAUCAUCUCCGGCUCGGAUGAGAUGAACUUGCGGCUGUGGAAGGCAAUUGCCUGGCAGAAACAGGGGGUGAUCAAGCCUCGAGAGAAAGCAGCGUUGGAGUACAACAACUCGCUGAAGGAGAAGUUCAUGACUCAUCCGCAAAUAAAACGCAUUGCCAACCAUAGACAAGUGCCAAGGCACAUCUUCAAUGCUGCGAAAGAACAUAAAAUCAUUUAUCAGAAGAUUAAGAGAAAGGAUUUCAACAGGAAGGCGCACUCAAAACCUGGAACUGUCCAUAUUAAGGCUUCAAAACUCAAAGCGAUUGUAAAGGAAGAUGAAUAAAUAUAGAAUUUUCUAUAUUAGAUUA